AUGGAUCCCGCCCAAAACUUUAGAUCCCUUCAAGAGCAGGUCUCUUCCGCUCUUGUCGCAACGACGAGGACAACAGGGCAAAUUGCUGCAGAGGAUCUCCCGUUUCAACGGUCGUUGGAUGCGAAUAUUGCUUCCUCAUUGGAUGAACAAAAGUCUCGUUUCCUUAAACUUGCCGAAAAGCUUGUUAAUUUCGCCGCUUCGGGUUCAGAAAUUGAUGCUCCACAACUUGAAGACGCAGAUGCCUUGGAGAACAACUGGCGAGGUGUGGUGGACGUGAUAGACAGCCUCCUGGAGAGGGCCGACACCUGUUUGGACGAAUAUACGGGAGUAAUCAAGAGACUCAGUCCGAGCGAACAGGAGCGGCCACCGACGCCAAAGCCAAAGAAGGCACGAACAGGAAACGUAUUUAGGACGCAGAACAUCCCAAAGCCGCAGUUGCUGUUUGAAAACGUUCCGACCAAUGCCGAGAGUACUGCGUUUAAGCCUCUCUUAAAUGCGAAACCGCAUGCCAUAGUUCCUUUGGAGCAGAGCCUGACGACUUUUGUCAAUGAAUAUGGCCUUGAACAAUACAAGCAUCCAUACGAAGCCGAAAUCAAAGAAUGCCAAUACCCUCCUAGUGUGUACGAUCAAGUAGAGCCGAUUCCGUAUCGUUCAUUCGAAGACACUGCGGCGACCUUUGUCGAUACACCUGAGGCUGUGGCUGCUAUGCUUGCUGAGCUAAAGAACGCAAAGGAAAUCGCUAUAGAUUUGGAACAUCAUGAUUCGCGAUCAUACGUAGGCAUUGUCUCUCUUAUGCAAAUUAGCACGCGGGACAAAGACUGGGUGGUUGAUACGUUGAAACCUUGGCGGAGAGACUUGCAAGUACUGAACGAGGUUUUUGCGGAUCCGAGAAUUGUCAAGGUUUUCCAUGGUUCUUUCAUGGACAUGAUCUGGCUCCAGCGAGACCUGGGGUUGUACGUCGUUGGACUCUUUGACACAUAUCAUGCCGCCCGGGCUCUUGGAUUUCCCAAACAGAGCCUUGCUUACUUGCUGUCAAAAUACGUGGGUUUCGAUGCCGACAAACAAUAUCAAAUGGCGGAUUGGCGCAUCCGGCCGCUCCCGGAAGAAAUGUUCAAUUACGCUCGGUCUGACACGCAUUUCCUCCUUUACAUCUACGACUGUUUAAGGAAUGAGCUCAUUGAGAAAACUCGUCGAAAAGAAUUGGAGCAGCAUUGCAUUCAAGAUGUGCUUCAACGGUCCAAGGACUACGCCCUACAGCGGUAUGAACGGCCCAUUUACGAUGAAAUCAACGGACGAGGGCCCGGUGGAUGGUACGACAUGCUGGUUCGAUCUCCGGCAAUGUUCUCGAAGGAGCAAUUUGCAGUCUUCAAGGCCGUACAUCAAUGGAGAGACCAAGUUGCUCGUCAAAAUGAUGACAGCACCAACUAUAUUAUGCCGAAACACGUUCUGCUGAAUAUCGCCAAGGCAAUGCCGAUGGAGGUCCCUGCGCUUCUCAAUGUUGCGCAGCCCAUUUCGCAACCUGUCCGCCUUCGGAUCAGUGAGUUGCUUGGCGUCAUCAAGCAAGCUAAAGCAGCCGGCGCCAACGGACCUGACAUGAUGCAAGUCCUGCAGCCACAGCAACCAGCAUCACAGGGCGGAGAAGCGCCAGAAGAUGGCAAGUCCGUUAACACGUUUGGGGGAGAAACUGCAUUAUCGGAAAGGAAGCUUCCCGCGACGCCAUUCCCAAUCAAGAGCGACAGCUCGACUUUCUGGGGCGAAACCUUUGGCAGUAGCGUGUGGCAGGUUAACGUGACACCCGGAAAUGUCAUCGAGGACUUAAGGCUCGCAUUGCCUUUGCCUGAACUCACGGCUGAGAUAUUCGCUAAUCCCUCAGAUUUUGCUGCUUCGCGUCCUAACAAGGAAGGAGUAGACCCUGGCGCUCGAGCUGAGCACGAGUACAUCAAAGAUCGGAAACCACAAGCCUCUGAAGACAGUAAUAUAUUUGUUGUCAAGCAGCUUGGAGGUGGUCGGAAGAGAAAAUUCGAAGAUGAGGAGACACAUGUCCCAACUUCUGGACCGACCUCCGACACAAGCGAGGCGGAUGUUGGCACGCAAGAAAAGGAAGAAGAGAAUGCAGAAGAGGAGGAGGAGGAGAUAAGGCUCCCUACGGAAGAAGACGAAAUCAAGCGCAGAGCCCAAGAAAAAGCGGCACGCAAGGCGGAGAAGAAAGCCAAGAAGAAAGAGGAAAAGGAACUUGCCAAGCAGCAGGCUCAAGCAGCGCAAGAUGCGGAAAUGGAGGCCGAGCCAUUCGAUUACAGCAAGGCGGAAUCAGUUCUCCAUGCUAAUCCUCAAGGCAAGGGUGCAAUUGAUAAAAGCAAGCGGUUCAAUCCUUACGCCAAGGCGGCUAAUGCACCCAAGGGGAUGCGCAAGGUUCAGAAAGAGAAGUCUGGCAAAAGCUUUACCUUUCGGAAAUGA
Messenger RNA from Xylona heveae TC161, 2454 nucleotides. RefSeq lists its product as hypothetical. The transcript has 5 exons. Gene Ontology annotation, biological process: nuclear polyadenylation-dependent snRNA catabolic process; nuclear polyadenylation-dependent antisense transcript catabolic process; poly(A)-dependent snoRNA 3'-end processing. Bases 1 to 2454 code for a protein of 817 amino acids. Gene Ontology annotation, molecular function: nucleic acid binding; nucleotide binding; 3'-5'-RNA exonuclease activity. The record is from RefSeq and is a predicted model, not a curated record. Lineage: Eukaryota; Fungi; Ascomycota; Xylonomycetes; Xylonales; Xylonaceae. Gene Ontology annotation, cellular component: nucleolus; nuclear exosome (RNase complex).